AUGCCUGAACCUGUCUCGGUGCUAUUCGUCUGCUUGGGCAACAUUUGCCGAUCACCCAUGGCCCAAGGAAUAUUCCAACACAUGGCGCAGCAGCCGCAGUACAAGGGAAAGAUCGGCAAGGUUGAUUCUUGCGGGACGGCUGCUUACCACACUGGCGACAUGCCCGAUUCUCGGACCCUAUCUACACUCGAGGACAACGGCAUCCACGGCUUUGACCACGAGGCUCGACGGUUCCGGUCGACAGACUUUGACAAAUUCGACUACAUCUUCGCCAUGGACCGGUCGAACCUCUCGGACCUCCAGCGCAUGCAGAGGGGCAACCCGGAUGCCAAGGCCAAGGUGAUGCUGUUUGGGGAGUGGAGCGGACGGCCGGGUAAGGCGGAGACGGUGAGCGACCCGUACUAUGGAGGGACGGACGGGUUCGAGAAGGCGUAUGAGCAGUGUCUGAGGUUCUCCAAGAACUUUCUGGUAGAGGUCAUCGGGGAAUAA
Molecule: messenger RNA, 489 nt
Organism: Geosmithia morbida
Lineage: Eukaryota; Fungi; Ascomycota; Sordariomycetes; Hypocreales; Bionectriaceae
Product: low molecular weight phosphotyrosine protein phosphatase
Exons: 3
Coding region: 1-489 (162 amino acids)
Biological process (GO): protein dephosphorylation
Cellular component (GO): cytoplasm
Molecular function (GO): non-membrane spanning protein tyrosine phosphatase activity; acid phosphatase activity
Source: RefSeq, a predicted model, not a curated record